Molecule: messenger RNA, 4468 nt
Organism: Pseudopodoces humilis (Tibetan ground-tit)
Lineage: Eukaryota; Metazoa; Chordata; Aves; Passeriformes; Paridae
Gene: PDE5A
Product: phosphodiesterase 5A
Biological process (GO): signal transduction
Molecular function (GO): 3',5'-cyclic-nucleotide phosphodiesterase activity; protein binding
Source: RefSeq, a predicted model, not a curated record
GAGCGCUGCUCUCCCCCCGAGCCGGAGCAGGAAGCGGUGGAAGCGUGGCUGGACGAUCACGGCGACUUCACCCGCUCUUACUUUGUUAGAAAAGCUACGAGAGAAAUGGUUAAUGCAUGGUUUGCUGAGAGAGUUCACACCAUCCCAGUCUGCAAGGAGGGAACCAAGUCCCAGAGCGAAGCCUGUGCCUGUCACCAGCCUGCCUGUGCCGAGACCACCAACUCUGGGACACCGGCGAGGAAAAUCUCCGCUUCUGAAUUUGACAGGCCCUUAAGGCCUAUUUUUGUCAAGGACUCGGUAGGAGCAGUGAGCUUCCUCUCUGGCUCUGACAAGAAGGAACAGAUGCCUCUGCAAUCUCCAAGGAUUGAGACCAGUGCAGGGGAUCAGUGCUCGAGACUAUUAGAACUUGUGAAAGAUAUUUCUAGUCACUUGGAUGUCACAGCGCUUUGCCAUAAGAUCUUCCUACACAUCCAUGAGCUGAUCGCAGCUGAUCGCUAUUCCCUGUUCCUGGUGUGUGAGGACAGUUCCAACGAGAAGUUUCUCGUGAGCAGGCUGUUUGACGUGGCAGAAGGAUCCACCCUGGAAGAAGCUUCCAACAACUGCAUUCGCCUGGAGUGGAACAAGGGCAUUGUGGGUCACGUGGCAGCCAUAGGGCAGCCUCUCAACAUCAAGAAUGCCUAUGAGGAUCCAAGAUUCAAUGCAGAAGUUGACCAGAUCACAGGGUAUAAGACUCAGAGCAUUCUCUGUAUGCCAAUAAAGAAUCACAGGGAAGAGGUUGUUGGUGUGGCUCAAGCAAUCAACAAGAAAUCCGGAAUUGGCGGCACUUUCACUGAACAAGACGAAAAGGAUUUUGCAGCAUAUUUGGCCUUUUGUGGGAUUGUUCUUCACAACGCUCAGCUGUACGAGACGUCUCUGCUCGAGAACAGGCGCAAUCAGGUCCUUCUUGACCUUGCCAGCCUGAUUUUUGAAGAGCAGCAGUCUUUGGAAGUGAUCCUGAAGAAGAUAGCAGCCACUAUAAUAUCCUUCAUGCAGGUGCAGAGGUGUACCAUCUUCAUAGUGGAUGAAGACUGUCCUGAUACAUUUUCUAGUGUCUUUCACAUGGAAUCUGAGGAAUUAGAGGAUUCAUCUGAAAAUCUGAAGAGGGACUAUGACACGAACAAAAUCAAUUACAUGUAUGCUCAGUAUGUCAAGAACACGAUGGAGCCACUCAACAUCCCAGAUGUCUGCAAAGACAGAAGAUUUCCAUGGACAAAUGACACUGCAGAAAAUGUAAAUCGGAGCAUAAAGAGUUUGCUGUGUACACCAAUAAAAAAUGGGAAAAAGAAUAAAGUGAUAGGGGUUUGCCAGAUUGUGAAUAAGAUGGAAGAAAACUCAGGAAAAAUCAAGGCUUUCAACAGAAAUGAUGAAGAGUUCCUGGAAGCAUUUGUCAUCUUUUGUGGCCUGGGGAUCCAGAACACACAGAUGUACGAGGCUGUAGAAAGAGCCAUGGCCAAACAGAUGGUGACAUUAGAGGUUCUCUCUUACCACGCUUCUGCUGCUGAGGAGGAAACGAGGGAGCUGCAGGUAACAGUGGCUGCUGUAGUGCCAUCUGCACAAACUCUCAACCUGACUGACUUCUACUUCAGUGACUUUGAGCUGUCAGACUUUGAAACAACGCUGUGCACAAUUCGAAUGUUCACAGACCUCAACCUGGUGCAAAAUUUCCAAAUGAAACACGAGGUUCUCUGCAGAUGGAUUUUAAGUGUGAAGAAAAACUAUCGGAAGAAUGUUGCUUAUCACAAUUGGAGACACGCCUUUAACACAGCACAGUGCAUGUUUGCUGCUCUGAAAUCUGGGAAAAUUCAGAGCAAACUGACUGACUUAGAAACGCUGGCUUUGCUGAUAGCAACUCUGAGCCACGAUCUGGAUCACAGGGGAGUGAACAACUCUUACAUACAAAGAAGUGAACAUCCACUGGCUCAGCUGUAUUGCCACUCAAUCAUGGAGCAUCAUCAUUUUGAUCAAUGCCUUAUGAUCCUGAAUAGUCCAGGAAAUCAGAUUCUCAGCAGCCUUUCCAUUGAAGAAUACAAGGCUACACUGAAAAUGAUAAAACAAGCCAUUCUUGCCACAGACCUGGCACUAUACAUCAAGAGGAGAGGGGAAUUUUUCGAACUUUUAAGGAAGAAGCAGUUUAAUUGGGAAGAUCCCUCACAAAAGGAGCUAUUUUUAGCAAUGCUGAUGACUGCUUGUGACUUAUCAGCCAUAACCAAACCAUGGCCUGUUCAGCAACGGAUUGCUGAGCUUGUAGCUACUGAGUUCUUUGAUCAAGGAGAUAAAGAGCGGAAGGAACUCAACAUAGAACCCACGGAUCUAAUGAACAGAGAGAAGAAAAACAAAAUUCCCAGCAUGCAGGUUGGAUUCAUAGAUGCUGUUUGUUUGCAGCUGUAUGAGGCCCUAACACACGUGUCAGAGGCCUGCUCCCCUUUGCUGGAUGGCUGCAGAAAAAACAGGCAGAAAUGGCAAGCCUUGGCUGAGCAGCAAGAGAACCUGAUUAAUGGAGAAAGCAACCAAGGCAAACGGAACUGAGAUGCCAAUUUCACCACCACAAGCUCAAGUUCAUGUAGGAGACACAGUAAUAGGGGAGUACUACAUUUUGCUAAACACUGUAUGAAUUUGGCUUAUGUUUUGCCACUGCUGUAUUAUUUUUUUCACAUUUCAAGAUAUAGCAUGACCGUGUAGAUGCCAAGAUUAUCUGAAGACAGUAUGUUUCUUUAAUUACAUCUGACUGAGAUGGAAAAAGACCUGCAGGGGUGAUUUUUGCUCCCCCACCCCACAAGAAGGUACUGGUGCAGGCACUGACUGUGCCUGAGAGCCUGUUGUUUUACAGAUGUACAUAGUUGUUUAGUGAUCAUGGUUGUGGCCAGUAUCUGAAAGACUACUGCAUUUUGCACCUUUUCUCUCCCUCUUCCCAUCUUGCUGUGUUGUGUUAUAAAAGUAUUGAGCAGUCUUGCCUGUUCUCUUUCCAGAGGUUCAGAGGAAAGAUUGGGACUCACUCUGGGGUGCCUAUUCCAGCAUAAACUUGCUAACCUCUCUCAGAAAGCAGAACUGGGUUCUGAGGUGAAAAGCCCCAAAAUCUGUGCACCCAGCAGGGUUUGAGUUUUUUCCAUAUUAGAUGGAAGUCUUAGAAAUUUCUUCAGCUGGAAUAACACAUUUGCUAAGACCUCUGUGAAUUACUAGGCAAUGAGAAUCUUGAGAGUCUUGUGUCUGAGUUAUCCAAGCCCAAUGGGAACUGCUUGAAGAUGGAUGAGAUGUCCCGGCGUAACCGACAGGCUGCCACGGAAGAAGAGCUCCCACAGAAAGCUGCAAGGAGCAUGCAGAGAAACGGACACAAAACAGGAUUGCUUUUGUACGCUGGUUUUGACUUCAUUUGGAAGUUGAUUUCAACAUCAUCUAACCAACAGACUGGAUCAGAGACAGAAGAGAAUGACUGCAAAAGGUGAAAAGCUGAAUCAGAAUGAUGCAGGAAGGGCACGCUCCUGGUGACCAUCAAUGACUGAUUCUUCAGGCCAGUGUUACCACAAAAUGGCUGUGACCACUUAGAAGAAAGUUUCAUGUUAACAUCUCUUAAAAAGCAUUUUUAACAAAAUGAUUAAUUAUAGUGUCUUGAAGAAAUAGGAAAAAAAUAAUACCAAAAGCAAAAAUAACCAAGAGUGCUACAGGGAUUUGCCAUUUGUAUGUGAGGCAUUGAUGUUAUGAAAAGUAAGAAAUCAAUUAACUUGCACUAGUAAAAAAAAAAUUGGUGUAUUAUUUAAAUGAAGAUGAUUAAUAAAAAUGGUUUUGAAUUGGGACCCAAUUAAAGAAAAUAUACACAUUGGACAAAUCCCAAAAGAGGAAUACAACCCUUCAGAUAGACAGGAUAAGGAGAUGAAAGUCAGCAGUCUAAAAUGCAUUAGAGCACAUGUAACUUUGGCUGCACAGAGACACACAAAAUGUUCCAGUUUUUUAAUCUGUAAUAAUUGUUUUUUAGUUAAAAUCAGCAAUUGUAUUUGGCAAAAGUAGCACCUUUGGCAUUGCACUUUGAAGUGUGGGAAUUUAGUUCUAUCACAAUAAACCAGGAAAUUCUACUGGAAACUGCAAUAAAUUCUUCUUCCCAGGAGCUUGCCAACCCAACUCAAACUUCCCCUUUUAACCAAUUUCUUAAUUUAGAUAAACGAUGCCAGAAGCUAAGAAAAGAUGAAGCAAAGGUUUCAAAAUGUUAGAUGAUACUGAGUUAUAGAGUUGAUAUUUUUUAAAUGUAGGAUAAGGUAUUCUGAUAUUUAGUCAAUAACCUAAAUUAUUUGUCACUAAGUCAGUCCUAUCUCAUACUUCUCUAGUGAGCACCAAUAAUAAAUUAUUGCAGCUGUGAAUUUGAAAACAUUUUUCUACAGAAGCAUUUCUCCUUAUUCUGCCCCAACAAAUAAAAGAAAAAAAAAAAAAAAAAAAGGAUGGA